AUGCGACCCGCCAACAACAGGGCCACAGCACAGAGGAACGAGAUGGGAACGAGGUUCUCCAACGAGCACACGGUCGGGAUCCCGUCCAGCGACCAGCGCGUCGGUCCGCCCGCGCGACCCCGCCCGUCCACGCCCGCCUCGCCCGUCCGCCUGGCGAGCGGGGGCGCGUCGAAAGGGUCCGCCCCGAUCCCCGACGCUCGGAUCAUCCCCCGAGCGAUGGGGACGUCGGUACCCGCACUCCCGGCCACCUCGAAGGGCAGCCCUUUCGCCGCCAGCGCCGUCGUCGCUCUCAGAGCGCCGCUCAUGUCUCCCGUGUAG
Molecule: messenger RNA, 318 nt
Organism: Klebsormidium nitens
Lineage: Eukaryota; Viridiplantae; Streptophyta; Klebsormidiophyceae; Klebsormidiales; Klebsormidiaceae
Source: the annotation of a GenBank genome assembly